Pyricularia oryzae 70-15 is the source of this 1533-nucleotide messenger RNA. Its product is annotated as protein disulfide-isomerase. Gene Ontology annotation, cellular component: endoplasmic reticulum. NCBI's taxonomy places the organism in Eukaryota, Fungi, Ascomycota, Sordariomycetes, Magnaporthales, Pyriculariaceae. Gene Ontology annotation, molecular function: protein disulfide isomerase activity. Gene Ontology annotation, biological process: response to endoplasmic reticulum stress; protein folding. The transcript is spliced from 3 exons. The coding region runs from base 1 to 1533 and encodes 510 amino acids. The record is from RefSeq and is a predicted model, not a curated record.
AUGCAUACCGUCAGGAGUUUCGCCUUGGGCCUUUUGGCCACCGCCGCCGUGGUAUCGGCUUCAGAUGCUCCCUCAGAUGUUGUCCAACUGAAGGAGGACACCUUCGACGCAUUCAUCAAGGAGAACGACCUCGUCCUUGCCGAGUUCUUUGCGCCGUGGUGCGGUCACUGCAAGGCUCUCGCCCCCCACUAUGAGAAGGCCGCCACCUCUCUCAAGGAGAAGAACAUCAAGCUUAUCAAGGUCGACUGCACAGAGGAGCAGGAUCUGUGCCAAAAACACGGUGUCGAGGGCUACCCCACCCUGAAGGUCUUCCGUGGCCUUGACAACGUCGUGCCCUACAAGGGUCAGAGGCAGGAUGAUGGAAUUAUCUCGUAUAUGGUCAAGCAGUCUCUGCCUGCUGUUUCGACCAUCACCACCGACAGCCUCGAGGAGUUCAAGAAGACCGACAAGGUUGUCGUUGUCGCUUACUUGUCCAGCGACGACAAGACCUCGACUGAGACUUUCACCCAGGCUGCCGAGAAGCUCCGUGACCACUACCCCUUCGGUUCCAGCACCGAUGCCGCCCUUGCAGAGGCUGAGGGUGUCAAGGCUCCUGCCAUUGUUGUUUACAAGACCUUUGAUGAGGGCAAGGCUGUCUUCGACAAGAAAUUUGACGUCGAGGAGAUUGAGAAGUUCGCCAAGACCGCCGCCACUCCUUUGAUCGGCGAGGUCGGCCCCGAGACAUACUCCGACUACAUGUCCGCUGGCAUUCCUCUGGCGUACAUCUUCGCCGAGACCGCUGAGGAGCGUACUACUCUCAGCGAGGCCCUCAAGUCCAUCGCCGAGAAGCACCGUGGCGCCAUCAACUUCGCCACUAUCGAUGCUAAGGCUUUUGGCGCCCACGCUGGUAACCUGAACCUCAAGGCCGACAAGUUCCCCGCCUUCGCCAUCCAGGAGACUGUCAAGAACCAGAAGUUCCCCUUCGACCAGGACAAGGAGAUCACCGCCGAGGCUAUCUCCAAGUUCGUCGAGGACUUCGUUGCUGGCAAGAUCGAGCCCAGCGUCAAGUCCGAGCCUAUUCCCGAGACCAACGAUGGCCCUGUCAGCGUUGUCGUUGCCCACACCUACAACGACAUCGUUCUCGACGACACCAAGGACGUUCUCAUCGAGUUCUACGCCCCUUGGUGCGGUCAUUGCAAGGCUUUGGCUCCCAAGUACGAGGAGCUUGGUGCUCUCUACCAGAAGUCUGAGUUCAAGGACAAGGUCGUCAUCGCCAAGGUUGACGCCACUGCCAACGACGUUCCCGACGAGAUCCAGGGUUUCCCCACCAUCAAGCUCUACGCUGCUGGCAAGAAGGACUCGCCCGCUACCUACAGCGGCUCGCGCACUAUCGAGGACUUGAUCACUUUCGUCAAGGAGAACGGCAAGUACAAGGCUGAGGUUUCCGUUGAGGCCGAGAAGGAGACCCCGGUUGCCCCGGCUGCUACUGAGUCUGAGGAGGCCAAGGCCACUGAGGCUGCUGAGAAGAAGAAGGAUGAGCACGAUGAGUUGUAA